CAAUUUUGGUGAUGAGUCCGUAGAGUAUCAUUCAUUCGCUCGUUCAUUCAUCUCACUGAAACUGAAGCUUAGAAAUCAUCGAUCCUUUACCAAUCAUCAUCAUCAUCAUCUAAUUCUUCCACUACGCAGCACACUCCCUCGCUCUCAGCUCUCUACUGUCGAUAACAAUGACAGCCAUCUCAAAUUCUUUGGUUCCUACCAGAAAUCCCCGGGUUCAGUUCUCUCCUGUCCCAUUGGAUAUAUGUCUUCAGAGUUCUAUGCCCACCAAGUUGUCGUUCAAUUUGAAUUGUCCAGGAAAACUUCAACUUGCUACCUCCAGAAGGGCAUUCACAGUUAAAGCUGCACAUAGUGACAGUGGAAGGCCAAGCAGUGCAGGUAUUUUUGUUGGUGGCUUUGUUUUGGGAGGACUUGUAGUUGGUGCACUUGGUUGUGUAUAUGCACCUCAGAUUAGCAAGGCAUUGGCCGGUACCGACCGCAAAGAUCUUAUGAGAAAACUCCCUAAAUUCAUCUAUGAUGAAGAAAAGGCUCUGGAGAAAACCCGAAAGAUAUUAACCGAGAAGAUUGCACAACUGAACUCUGCUAUUGAUGAUGUUUCUGCUCAGCUUCGAACAGAAGAUGCCCCAAAUGGAGUGGCGGUGAACUCGGAUGAAAUUGAAGCUGCUAUAUGAGAUAGACACUGUAUGUGUUACGAUACAUCAUUUCGCCCUCGUGUAAUUUCAGGGCAAGAAAUAACAGCCGAGCUUGAUUAUGAUGUCUUCUUCUUACCAGGCAGUGUGGUUGUUUGCACAAUUGUGUUUGAGGCUCAAGUGGGCACGCAUAUUUUGUGACUUUUAUGAUGCAUCAUUUGGACCUAAACUUCCAUAUAGCUGUGAUUUUGGUGCUUGGAUUGCAUGUAUUAUGAAAUGCCAAAGAAUUUUAUCCAAA
Messenger RNA from Manihot esculenta (cassava), 924 nucleotides. RefSeq lists its product as uncharacterized. Lineage: Eukaryota; Viridiplantae; Streptophyta; Magnoliopsida; Malpighiales; Euphorbiaceae. The transcript is spliced from 5 exons. Gene Ontology annotation, cellular component: chloroplast inner membrane; chloroplast thylakoid membrane. The record is from RefSeq and is a predicted model, not a curated record. Bases 168 to 668 code for a protein of 166 amino acids.